Messenger RNA from Symsagittifera roscoffensis, 2389 nucleotides. RefSeq names its product protein PFC0760c-like. Bases 99 to 2270 code for a protein of 723 amino acids. NCBI's taxonomy places the organism in Eukaryota, Metazoa, Xenacoelomorpha, Acoela, Convolutidae. The transcript has 3 exons. The record is from RefSeq and is a predicted model, not a curated record.
GGCAUUUGUUUAUAAACUUAUUUAGCAAUCAAAAGGCCGAAAUUGCUCCUAAUUUUGGAUCAAAAUUGAAAUAUAUUUUUUUCUGAUAUAAUAGAGACAUGAGAACUUCUUUGUUUUCCGUGUCCCUGUUGAUUUUAAUUUCUUUUGCUCAUUUUCUCGACGCCAGAAAAGGAAAGGACAAAUCAAAGAAGCGCGAUGACGAAUUUGAUCACGUGUCCAAGGAGGAAGCUGUGAAGAAAUGGCAUGUAAAAGAGAUCAAGGACAAGAAAAUAGAAGAAGUUAAAGUCGCCACUGCUGCACCUGAAAGCUCCGAACGACGCCGGCUGUCUCAAGUAGACUUCUUAGACCUGAACUUCCUGGCUGGCGAGGAACUCAGUUCUCUAAUUGGAAGCCAACCUUCAAUCGAUGACUAUGAAGAACUAUCAUCCGACUAUGAUCUGAAUAGCGAGUACUUGAGCAGCGACUAUUCCGACAGUGAUGACUAUAACUACUACUAUACCUCGGAUGGAUUCAAUGACUAUUACGGUGACUAUAACAGCGAUUACAGCCAAGUUAUCACUGGGGAUUCAGAAGAUGGACUGGAUUACAAGUUCUCAAUGGACGAUUACAACAUUGAUGAUUUUGGAAUGAAGUUGGACCAUAGUUUUGACCAUAGUUUUGACCAUAGUUUUGACUAUAGUUUUGAGGAUUAUGGGGAUUAUGAGGAUUAUAAUAUGGUAACUGAGAGCCAUUUGGACCAACAACAUCCUGGCAGCAAAAAAGAAGACGAAAUUAUAAACGAAAAAGAAGAACCCAAAGUUGAUUUGGACCAAGUUUCGACAGAAACUGAGCAAUCGCUGGCUGAAAAUGAGCAAAAUGUGAACAAAAAUGAACAACUUGUCGAGCGAAGUGAUGAAAGUGAGCGUGUGAACACGUUUCAAGGUCACACGAUUGAAGCUGUACAAGAAUUCGACGAAUCGGAUUUGAUGGAUGAUGACGACUACCAAGGUUAUGGUAAUCUGGGCAAUUACUUAGACUCUACCGAUGAGGAAGAUUUGUGGGAUUUUUACCAGAAGUUGCAGAAAGAUUUCCAAGAAAUGCUAGAAGAUUACAACGAGGAUUAUACGACCAAUGUUGGUGGUUUGGGAGAAACUGAAGAAGGACGAAACCAUGAAGAUGAAGACGAAAAAGAAUACGACCAAAAAAACGACGAAGAUAAUGAUAGUGAAAUUUAUGACAAAAAAGACAUCUUUUAUGAACCAAACGAUGAAGACGACACAAUUGAAACAACCGAAGAAAAAGAAGUUCAAACCGAAGGAGAAUCUGUUCCCCCCGAAUUUGAGAAGAUUUCGAUGCAACAAAUGAAAGAGAUCAUAAGUGAACAGGCAGAUGUUCAGUCAGAAGAAUCUCUCGAAGCCGAAAGACAAAUCGUGGAGUCCGAUAACUCGAACGUAAACUAUCAGAACGGAAAUGACUUUUCGGCUAAGGAUGACAAUGAUCUGUAUGAACCAAUUGAUGAUGAAAUGUCUGAAGAAUUUGUGAAUCAGCUGGUUGAAAAACUGGAUGAUGCUCUAGAAGACGAAUAUGAGCCAAAUUACGACGACCAGAUUAUCGACUAUUACGAUUCUGAGUACUACUUCGACCAAGUAGACGAAAGGGAUCAAUUAGCCGACGAUUAUGGUUUAGAAGACGAGACAGAGUUUUCGGGUUUGGGUGAAAGCAGUUUGGACUUGCGCCGCAGUAUGAACGAAGAAAAGCCUUCGGGUGACAUUCGAAUUAAAAUCGAGGUCGAAUAUCUGAACAAUUACGCCGACGAACGCAAAAAUGAGCACCGUGGCGCUUUGCAGCGAUACGUGAAAAAAGAGUUCAACCAUUACGUCGACGAGAAAUUCAAAAAUGUGGAAGAAACUCUCAAAAAUGAGCUAAAAAAUUCUAUAAUUGAACAUUAUGUCGAGAGCGACGGCACGUAUGAGAAACUGAUAGACACGGAUAAUUUUGAGGGAAAAGUUGAAAAAGAGUUUGAAAAAUUGACGAAAGAGGUCAAAUCCGAGAUGGAUUCGGCUCUUGACAAAUACGAGACGUUCGGACACGAGUUCGAGCAUUACAUGAACAAAGCGCACGAGCAGAGCUUGAUGGAACACGACAUGUAUCAACAGGUCAGUCAAAUGCUCGGGCUUAUGAAAUACAUGUGUUCUGUUAAAGACACCUGCUCAACUUCCGACCAGUGUUCGGAUGGAUGUGGAUGCACAGCCGGCGCUUGCUUCUGCUGCAAACUUUCACCUGAAGUUUAAAAAACUGAGUUGCGAAGUUUUAUUUGUCAUUGAACUGAUUCUUAAACAAAUUCAGAUUUAUGCAAAUGAAAUACCAUUUAAUUUGAUGUCUUUAAGACGUUACCCGAUUAGCUUAUCUU